Arachis ipaensis is the source of this 576-nucleotide messenger RNA. The record is from RefSeq and is a predicted model, not a curated record. NCBI's taxonomy places the organism in Eukaryota, Viridiplantae, Streptophyta, Magnoliopsida, Fabales, Fabaceae.
AUGAAUGCUGCUAUAGUAUACUUGGAAGGCAAGGCAGCUGCUGAUCCCAUGUCUAUGGCCCGGUACAAUUUGACUGAAGAAGGUAUGUUGGAAAACAUGUUUUGGGUAGAUGGUCCUAGCAGGGUUCAUUUUCAACACUUUGGAGACGUCGUUGCAUUUGAUUCGACGUAUAAGAAGAACAAGUACAACAGACCCCUUGUCAUAUUCUCAGGUUCAAACAACCACAAGCAAACAACGAUUUUUGGGUUCGGUUUGGUUUUAGAUGAGACAAUCGGUUCAUACAAGUGGAUGUUGGAGAACUUGUUAGAAGUCAUGUGUGGGAAGCUGCCCUCUGUUGUUGUGACUGACGGGGAUGAAUCAAUGAUCGCUGCAGUUAGGGAAGUGUUGCCCCGGGCAACCCAUAGGUUGUGUGCAUGGCAUCUACAUAAGAAUGUGACCUCGAACACCAACGAGCAGAUGUUCCGUGAUGUCUUUGCCAAGUGGUUGUAUGCCAACAUGGAGGUUGAAGAGUUUGAGGGUGAAUGGGCACAGGUUGCUGAACAGUAUGGGUUACUCAAUAAGUAUUGGGCGUUAUAA